Messenger RNA from Striga asiatica, 2795 nucleotides. Lineage: Eukaryota; Viridiplantae; Streptophyta; Magnoliopsida; Lamiales; Orobanchaceae. The record is from the annotation of a GenBank genome assembly.
GUUGAUUGCGUAUUUUUUUGCAGCAUUUUUGCAACUCAACUGCUCAUGCCUAGGGCCUUAGCAUUUUGCAUUAGUAAGUGCCUCAAGGUAUGUGACUUUACCCACGUUAAUUUGUAUUCUAAACAUUUAGCUUUAUUAUGGACUUAAUUUUUAUUUUGAAUGAGUAUUUUAAUUAGUCGAUGCAUUUUAUACUUAUGGGGAUAUAAAUUUUCAUUUACAUUAUAUUGUAGAUAAUAUGUACAAUAAUAUGAUGUGUGAUGUCACAUUAGCGAUCACAAUAGAAGUUCCUUUUAAAGUAUAAAAGUAUCCUACAACUGAGCUUUGACAAACUACUCAGUUGAUUGUAGUAUAAUUUGAUAUUAGUUUAUUCUAAACUAUAAAUUAUACUCAUAUCCUCUGCGUGUAUUGAGCUAAACCAUAUGGGAUAAUUUUUUUUGUAUAGACCAAUUGCUUAAUAAAAGAACAAGACUUCAGUUGUCAUGAAUUCUCGUCUUCUUAAUCUCAAUAUAAUAAUACACGUAUAUUCAAUAUCUGUUUCGUUGAUUCAUCAAUGGGAUUAUGGGUGAGAUUUAUUCAUUAGUUAGUGACUCGGUUGAUCGAGAAAAUUCUUUGAGAGUUAGGUAGAGAUUACAUGUAAAACUUUGCAUAUGGAAGUAAUCUAUGGACGAAAGAAAUUAUAAGCAAUUUAAUAAUUACUAAUCCUCCACUUGAUGUUUUAUAUUAAACAAACACAAACUUGGUCAAUGGAAGCAAUUUCUGGAUGGUUUCCUGUACAAAUUGCAGAAAGAGACUAGAGAAAAAAAUAAAAAUAUUGGAAGUCAACUAUGGCUGUAUUGGCUACUGCAUUAGGUCGAGGCUGUAAGAAGGUGGACUUUUUUUCGCAUGACUUCCACACACUAACAAUUUAACAAGAACCCACAUAGUUUAACUUGAUCUGUGUCUGUAUAAUCUGGAAAUCGAGUAAGGUUUAUAGAGUGAGAGAGAAUGAGGAUUCAGGACAAAAACUCAAAGAAUAAGUCCCAUGUAAGCAUUCAUGCAUGCACCGAAGCUGGAGAUCUCAGUGGCGUCCAGAGGUUGCUUAGCCAAAAUCCUUCCCUGCUUAAUGAAAGAGGCAUUGUUACGGUACAAACUCCAUUACACGUCGCCUCUGGUCACAAUAAAUUGGAGAUAGUGAAGUAUUUGCUCGACUGGAGAGGACCCGGAAAAGUUGAGUUAGAAGCUAAGAAUGUUUAUGGUGAGACCCCAUUGCAUUUGGCUGCAAAGAACGGAUGUAAUGAGUCACUGAGGAUGCUUCUUCAGGGUGGAGCAAAUGUGGAAGCUAGAACAAAUAACAUGAUGACUCCAUUACAUCUCGCUGUUGGUUAUGCACUACGAACAGGAGAUAACUCGACAGUGAGGACACUGGUGUUAGAGUACAAUGCUGAUUGCUCGGCAAAAGAUGAUGAGGGCAUGAUGCCUUUCAACUAUCUACCGGCGGGCGUACAAAAUGAAGAGUUGCUGCAGGUGCUUUGCCAAAACGUUACGCAACAUAUUAAUAAUUUCACUCAACAAGUCAACAAUUUCAUGCAGCAGAUUAACAACACGACAGGCUAUUACUACCAAAAUGGUGCACAACAGAAUAACAACAUAUUCAACACAAGUAACUACUACACCUCAACAAGCUACCUCAAUGAGGAGCCGAAGAACUAUGACAACGGCAUACAGGGAAAGCUUGAAGAAUUUGACAAUGAGCUUUCACAAAUAGUUGGGCUGAAACCUCUCAAGGAGCAACUCCGAAAAUGGGCAAAAGGAAUGCUCCUGGAUGAGAGGCGCCGGGCCAUGGGGAUAAACCUUGGCCCGAGAAAAGCACCUCACAUGGCCUUCCUUGGAAACCCAGGGACAGGUAAGACCACUGUUGCACGAAUACUAGGCAAACUAAUGAAUUCGGUUGGAGUACUUUCUUCUGAUAAAGUGACGGAAGUACAGAGAACAGAUUUGGUGGCAGAGUAUCUUGGACAAACUGGAGCGAAGACAAGGCAAAAGAUUGACGAGGCGAUGGGUGGAAUUCUAUUUGUGGACGAAGCCUACCGUCUGGUGCCCCAGCAAGGGGCAGGGCACACCCAAGACUACGGUGUGGAGGCGCUGGAGGAGAUCAUGUCCGUGCUGGAAGACGGUGAGAUUGUAGUCGUCUUCGCAGGCUACACCGAGCCCAUGAGGCGCGUCUUCUCCUCAAACGAGGGCUUCUGCAGGCGCGUGACCCACUUUUUCGACUUUGACGACUACAGCAGCCGUGACCUAGCCGAGAUGCUGAUGAUCAAAAUGCGAAAAGCGGACGAGAAGAGCCGGCUGUUCGGGUUCAGGCUGCACCCGUCUUGCACGUUAGACGCAGUUGUUGCUGUGAUCGAGAGGUGCUCGACCGAGAAGCUGAGGAGCAAGCUGAAUGGGGGAUUGGUUGACCACAUGCUGAAUAAUGCGAGGGAGUGUUUGGAUGCGAGGCUCGAUUUCAGCUCGACUGGGGACGAGCUGCUGACGAUCACAUUAGGGGAUCUGGAGAACGGGCUCCGCCACCUGGCUCAGAGGGUCAUGGUGGAUUAAUAAGUUUAUGAAACUUGUUUUUUUUUUUUCUUACACAUAUUGUUCUGAUUGAUUGAGCGGGCACAAGGGAGAAAUGCAUAUUUGGUACACAAACUUUAUUUCUUACUUUCAAUACUCUAUAUCCUAAGAUGGAGACUGAGACUACAUUUCAUAGCUAGGAGGAAUAUAAAAGCUUAUCAAGAUAAUGUUAUUCAAUGGAAUAGAGGAAGAGUAGAGGAUGA